Messenger RNA from Penaeus vannamei (Pacific white shrimp), 2606 nucleotides. Lineage: Eukaryota; Metazoa; Arthropoda; Malacostraca; Decapoda; Penaeidae. The record is from RefSeq and is a predicted model, not a curated record.
AAUCCCUCGCCGCCGGCGGAGCCCAGUGGGGUUACACAGGGGAACAUGGGACGGCGCACUGGGGCUCCAUCUUCAGGUCCUGCAGCGGCCAGCGGCAGUCGCCCAUCAACAUCGAGACGAGCAAUGUCAAUGUCGAGUACUGGCGUCCAUUCAUACUCAAGAACUACGACCAGCCUCCCACGCGCAUGCGCAUCAAGAACAAUGGCCAUUCCGCCCAGGUUGAGAUGGACGCCCAGGCGGCGCCCCGCGUGCGCGACGGAGGACUCAAGGGCGAGUACAUCUUCGCUCAGUUCCACUUCCACUGGGGGCACGACUCCAGCCUCGGCUCCGAGCACACCAUCGACGGCGUCAGCUGAACGCCUUCCGGGCCCUUGUAGACGACCACAACCAGCCAAUCGUCAACAACUUCCGACCUCCUCAGCCACUCAACCACCGCAAGGUAAUGGUGUCAGGCAAGUCUGAUGCUGAUUCUGCUGCCUUGAAGAAAGUUGGGCUCACCCUUUACUUCAUGACCUCCAUGGCCGUCCUGAUGAUGAACAUGUAGAAUCCUUUUCUGCCACCAUUGCCAACACCUUCUUCUCCUCCACUACGCCCAAUAUCAUUACAAACACCUGAACGUGGUGGGAGAUGAGUCGAGAGAUUGCCCAUCGAAGGAACUGUCAUUGCCGCUUCCCUGACGCUCCCCGCCCGCCGGGGACAAGAUCACAAGACUUGGCUGACGACAAGCUGCAGCGCCACAUACAAGUCUAGCAAAGAAAGUCACAUUCAGCUAUGUUCUGACUAACAAUAGAAAAUCAGGGGGCCUUGUAAACAUUUGUUCCGACAGCAGUUUUUAGGGUAUUUUUUACUAAUUACAAGGGAAUUUUGACAGAUUUCUGGGUACUUCUCAAUCAAGAGCGAUGGAGAUAGCUGGCAAAGACUGGUGAUUAGGCAACUCAAGUGUCUUCUGGCUGCGAGGGCCACGGCGCCCCUUAGGUGUUCAGCAUUGUAGGAUCUUUUUUGAAACACAUUAUCUAAGGACUUUCUAGGAAUUUUUGAUUACACAUUGUUUUUAAGCUGACCUUAAAACUUGAUUAUCAGUUUAGUUUGAAGUAGUGUAUCCUAAGCAAACCAAAGACCACAGAAAUUCUGUAAUGCUGAACGUCACCUAUGUCAGUUUUGCCUGUAAGAUGUAAAGAUUUACGAGGCCAGUACUUAUUCUGACGAGGAUGCAAUCCGCCAGCUCUGAUUCAACUUACCUUUGACAUUCAUGUGUCUGUGAAUAGUAAUGUUAUAUUGUUGCUCAGAAAGAGGAUAACGUUAAACUGUGCACUGUACAGUUCAGUGGUAUGGCUAAAUUGAAAUGCACACUAAAAUUCCCCCAAGAGAUGUAAAUAGGCCAGUGUUAACCUAGUCCCGUUUGUUGAACAGGUAAUCAGUUGUAUGUUGUUCACUCAGAUGUCUUUUACACCAGCAGUAGUGUGUGAAAAAUGAGUCAUGUUGCAUUUUCAGCCUCUGCCUCUGUAUUUUACUUGUGAUUUGCUGAAGAAAUAUAAAAUUUCUAAUGCACUAUCCUGCCACCUGGCACAUGUUCUAGUACCACCCAUGACCUCUGGUGAGCGAGUGAUGCUAAUGUAUGCCCCUGUGGAGACAUACCACUUGCCACAUCCCCGGAGCCGAAUGGGUUGUCCUAGCGCAAAAAAAAAGAUUCUUCAUCCUGCUAGAACUUAGUAUGUGUUGUAGAUAGGCAACAUUUGGCAUCGUCCCGCCGGCGAUGUUGUGGUUUCACCAUGUACGUAGAAUAAGAUCAGCUCACGCAUACUUCCCUUUGUUUGUUCAGUCAUCAUUAAAACAGAUGUAAUGGCAGUCUGAUCAGCUGACUAGCUUCACACUAGUGUUCUCUUUACUGUGUGCAAAAACUAUCAGCAGAACAUGAGGGUUUAUUACCUACGAGAUCCUGAAUCCUGCUUAGAAUAUCUGUACACCCUUAAACCAUGUUGCUCGUCCAGUUGGCGUGGUUGUUGGAACCACGCGCCUCCCUCUUUGAUAAUCCCGUAAGCAAAGGAACCCCCACUGAUACACACAGCCCUUGGAAGCCGCAUUCUUGAUUUCCACGUCGUGUAUUCGUGUCUCUUUUAUUUCUGCUGGUCUGGAUUUUGUUGUUUUCCAUUUUAUUCUCAUGAGAUUCAUCGCAUUCUCUGGAUCCUUUCUCUGUUAUGUCCAUAGAUAGUUAUCAGUUACGAAAUCAUUUGGUUAACAUUAGGUUUAACUGUAUUAAUAAGCGUCAUCGUUUCCAGUCUGUAGAUUCUUCCUCUCAAAGUGUGUCCUGUUCAGCGACGGACUUUGAUCCUUAUUGCCUGCCUCAUUUUCUCAUCUGGUUGAUUCUGUCUAUUUAAUUAUUCUCUGAGUUAUCGCAUUUAUGUUUAAUAACACUAACCUUAUAAAAUUAGGAUUUCUUUAUGUAUUUAAUCAUUCAAAAUUAGAUUUCCGGACUUUUGUUGGCCAGUCAAAUUAUGUACAUUUAGUACAUCUUAUCAAUAUUGUUACUUGUAUUGUAAUUUCUACGGUAAUUAUAUAUAUUUUUUGUUCUCUAACAGUGAACAUUAGUAAUAAAAUCUGGCAUUUCA